Messenger RNA from Debaryomyces fabryi, 849 nucleotides. RefSeq lists its product as uncharacterized. The transcript has a single exon. NCBI's taxonomy places the organism in Eukaryota, Fungi, Ascomycota, Pichiomycetes, Serinales, Debaryomycetaceae. The record is from RefSeq and is a predicted model, not a curated record. The coding region runs from base 1 to 849 and encodes 282 amino acids.
AUGGCAGGUGAUAAGAAUGUACCUGAGGAACAGAUUAAGCCAGCAAAUGGGAAUAAUGAACUAGAAGUGCAUAGUAAAUUAGAUCCUAACCACGCAGAUGAAGAAUCCAACAAACACCAAACAGAAGACAACAACGAAGAUGAAAAAGAGGCAGUAAACGAUCAUGAGCAUGAGAAUGAUCAUGUCAAAGAAGAAAACGAUGAUUCAGACCCUGAAUUUGAACAAGGAUAUAUAGACAAUACACAAGAUCCAAGUGCGUCCAAUAAGGACUAUGCCAAAUUAUUUGAAAAGUAUCAAGAUCGAUUCUACAGAGUAUACUCAGUGUCACAGAAAUUAUUUCAGAAUGAAAUAUCGCAAAGACAAACUUUAAACUUUUACCAAAGAAGGAAUAAUGCAUUGAUUGAUUUACUAGAUAAAUUUGAAUCGAAAGAAUCUAUAGCGCCAGCCACUGACCAAGCCUUGCCUGAUGAAGACAAAUCAAGAAUAGAGAACUUAAUAGCAAUGAAUCCGAAAUUACAAAAAGUAUUGGGCCCGUUGUUAACAAUUGACGACCCCGAUCAACAAUUCAAAGAAACACAUAAAAUUAAUCUCUUUGUUAACGAAGCAAUACCCGAUUUGAUCAAUGAUGAUAUGAGUAGUUUUGAACUUAACCCCCAAGAUAUUGAGCCUUGGGUAAGGAGACACUAUCCGAACUUGGUGAUAUCCAAAUACAAACCAUUAAAAAUAAGUGGUAAUAAAUUUAAAGAAACCAUUGACACUGGAUCAACCACAGCGACUAAAAGGAAACGAAAACUGUCGAAAGAAGAUGAAAAUGAUGAAGAUCCACAAUCUAAAAAACCUAAAAAAUAA